Molecule: messenger RNA, 3850 nt
Organism: Lucilia cuprina (Australian sheep blowfly)
Lineage: Eukaryota; Metazoa; Arthropoda; Insecta; Diptera; Calliphoridae
Exons: 3
Coding region: 1970-2872 (300 amino acids)
Source: RefSeq, a predicted model, not a curated record
UGUAUUAAAACCAGAAAAAAAAAAUAAAAUUUGCUCUUAUUCCAAUACAACAAUAUGUCGUGAAUAAACAGAUAACAUUUUGGAAUUAAUUCAGAAGAAUACUUGGCCAGGUUCAUAAUUUAAAGAAAAUGUAUAUAUUUUUGGAUUUUUUAUUAUUAUUUAAAAGUUUAGAAGUAAGAAAAGUAUGAAAUUCUCCCGAAUUCUCCAUAAAUUUUUUUAUACAAAAUACUCGGUGAAAUGUUUUGAAAUAGAUUAUGGUUUUAAAGGUUGCCAAAAGUUGCCUAUUGGGACACAGGCGGACCAAAAAAGAUGUCAUUCCAUACUAAAAUUUUAAUUAUAUAAAGUUUAAUAGUUUAUAUAAAAUAAACAAAUGGAGGUAUUAUAUCAUGUAAGAAAGUUCUUUAUAAAUAAAAACCUUUGCAGUUAUUCAGAAUAAAGAUUAAAAAUUUUCUUUUCGCCAGAGUUGCCAAAUUUGCAAAUAAAAAAUAUUGAAAUAUCAAGCAAAAUCACUUAGUUUUUGGAUUUUUGCAUUCAAUUUUAAAAUUAAACAAAGAUACCACGCAGUUUACUGAUAUAUUUUCUUUAAAUGUUUAAAAAUUAAUUGAAAUAAUUCACCAAUAGUGCUCAACAAAAAUAUACAAUUCGUUAAAGGUAAAUAAUAAAAAAUAUUUUGUAGGUAUUAUAUUCGUAUUUCAAGGUAGAUUUUUUUUAGAAAUUAUGUUUUAAUUGUUGGAUGCAGCUUUUAUUAUUAGAAGAACAAGUUGUAAGUAUAACAUGUGAUAAGUUAUCAAGAUCCGAAAAGAAAAAAGCUUUCUAUAUCCCCUUGGAAUACGAAGAAAACAUUAUAAAAAAUUACAAUACCAUCAGUGUAUAACCAAAACAUUAAAAUAAAAAACAACUAUGACCUCCGAUCUAACAUUUUCCUACUUGGAACUCCAUAAUAUAUUAAAAACUAAGGAAGUGAAAAAUAUAACAUUAAAAAUAAAUGAUUAGAGGAAUGACCUGAUGAAAGACUAUAAAGUAGAUAUUGAAAAGUCUAAGGAGUUUUAUAAAUUUAAACAUACUUACAUAAACAAAUGGUAUGAAGCUAAAAGAACAGAGAGUGUUUUCUUAAAAAAAAAUCAAGUAUGGCUUAAAUGUUUAAUUACAUUUCAGAAAACUCAAAAAACAAAUAGGGGACGUCCUACUUUAGAUUUUGAUCAAUGCUCCGACCGUAGUAAGCGGGAAAAAACUAAAUUUUUACUGGAUAGCACUACCACAUCUGAACUUAUAUUUGCAACUCAAAUGAGUCUAAGAAAAAAAGGAAACAUAAAAGAAGCAGAAAUUGUACAAAACUUGAAUCAAAGCAGUUCCCCAGGUGAUGAUGAAAAUAAACAAAAUCAAAUAAUGCCACCUGAAGAAGCAUUAGGAGUUCUUAUUGAUGCAAAGCUCUCGCGAGAAAGUUAUCAGUUAAUAAGAUCAAAGGCCAAGCAAUACUUUCCGUCAUAUAAAUUGGUCCAAGAAUGCAAAAAAAAGUGUUAUCCUAAAAAUAUAACUGUAACCGAAUCGUAUGCAUCAGUAAAGCUACAGGCAUUACUGGAUAUUACAUCUGAAAGGUUGCUUAAAACAUUGACUUUUGAUAGUAAAUGUACCGAACUAACUCUUUACAGCAAGUGGGGGUUAGAUGGAACAACCGGACACAAUCAAUACAAACAAGCUUUUCAAAAUAAAGAAAAUUCGGACUCCCAUGUUUUAUUGGCAGCUUUAGUUCCUCUAAGAUUGUGUUUUGGCGAAGAAAUAAUUUGGGAAAACCCCUGUACUUCGUCUACUAGGUAUUGCCGACCAUUAAGUAUAGAAUACGUAAAAGAAACCGCAGAAGUUGUUAUAAAGAAAAAAAAAUGAAAUUGAAAAUGAAAUUCAAAAUUUAGAAAUAUCUGUAGUUAUUUUAGACAAACAUACUUUUUAUAUAAACCAUUCGCUAUUGUUAACAAUGAUAGAUGGUAAAGUUUGCAACAACAUCACAGGUAACAAAUCAACUAUGUCAUGCUAUAUAUGCAAAGCAAAAUCUAGUACAUUUAAUAAUUUGGAGAAUGUUACAAAACUUCCUGUACAAAAUUUAAAAAAUGGCAUUUAUAUUCUUCAUUCAGGGAUUAAAUCCUUUGAAUGCCUACUACACAUUUCCUAUAAAAUUCCCAUAAGGAAGUGGCAAACGCGGGAAAAUAAUGAGAAGGAAAUUGUAAAAAACAAUAAGAAAAUAAUACAAGAAAAAUUUAAGACCCAGUUAGGUUUAAUAAUAGAUCGGCCAAAGCCUGGAAUGGGUAAUUAUAAUGACGGCAAUACCGCUCGUCGGUUCUUUAAACAUUAUACUUUAACAUCUGAAAUAACAGGUAUAGAUAAAAAUUUAAUAAAAAAUAUUUAUACGAUCUUAGUUGUAUUAUCAUCUAAGUAUACUAUUGAAAAAAAUAAUUUUCGGAAGUUUUGCAUAGAGACUGCCAAGUUAUAUGUAUCUAAAUAUCCUUGGUACAACAUGUCGCCAACUCUCCACAAAAUUCUCAUACACGGCCCAGAUAUAGUUUGUGACUCCAAGUUACCUGUUGGCAUUUUAUCAGAAGAGGCUCAAGAAGCUUGUAAUAAAACUUUCAAAAAAGUCAGAGAAAAUAAUGCGAGAAGAUGUGGCCGAAAAGAAAACUUAGAAGAUAUUUUCAACUUUUUAAUUGUUAACUCGGAUCCAAUAAUAACAAAAACACGAAAAAUACCAAAGAAAAAUAAACAAGAACUACCCCAAGAAGUAAAAGAGUUUUUAGCAAUACCGAAUGAAAUAACAUCUGAUUUUGAAUGUGAUUCAUGUGAUUCAGCAAAUGAGGAUAAUAGCUCUGAUGAAAAUUCCUCCUAAAUAAUAAACUACAAUUUACAUCCAAAAGUUUUUAAUUAAUUUUUAUAUUUACAUUAUAUUAACAAUACUAAUUUUACUUUUUUCGCCUAAAAAUAUAAAUAUUUACUAUUAUAUAAAAAAUAUAUAAUUAUUUACUUCUGUAAAAAAUGUUUUUGUAAUUUUAGGAUUUUUUGGCAGGUAAUACUAUUUUUUUCUUACAUAUUGAAAAUCUAUACAAAAUUACCUUUUCAGUGAUACCAAUAAUUCAUACUAAACCUCAGCCGUUUAUUUAUCGCCAUGAUCCAUAUAGGUCUGCCCCAAUGUGAAACGUAAAGUUGCAUUAUAUUGAAAGUUUCUAAAAUAAAUAACGGGACACAAGAGAAUGUUGAUGCUGAUGGAGACAAAAAAUCAGUUGUGUUUUAAGUUGGUACAACAACAACAUAAUACAAUAUAUCAACUUCUGAUUUUUGUGAGUUUCUAUGCCACUUUAUUUCUUACAAACAGGAGUGAAAAAAAUAAUUUGUACAACAACAACACACAGCAUCAAAUUAGUUGAUGCUGUGUUUGAGGGUUGGUACAACAACACGUAAGAAGUGCAAAAAAUAAAAUAUAGUUGGAACAUAACGCGACAUGUAUAAAAAAAUUACAACAACAACAUAAAUUGCAUCACCACCUGUUUUUGAGAGUUUAUUUUUAGUUUAUUUUAAACAGUCAAAAAGUGAAGAGGUGCUGAGUAAAAAAUAUAUUUGGUGUUUAUAAAAAGUUAAAUAGUGAUCAAAAUCUAAUUUGAAGAUAUUCAGAAGUUCUUUGUUACUAUAAAAACGGAGCAUUUGCUGAAAACCAAACUUAUGGAGGAGGAUUUGUUUCAAUCGAUUGAGGAAGUGGUUGUCGAUUCAAGUGGAUCAAUGACUCAUAAGAAAGAUGAAGAAACUCAAAAAAACACGUUACAAAAUCUACUAACUUCUUGGGGCCUAAAUCACCUCAUAAACUUUUUUCAAG